Molecule: messenger RNA, 2030 nt
Organism: Rhinichthys klamathensis goyatoka
Lineage: Eukaryota; Metazoa; Chordata; Actinopteri; Cypriniformes; Leuciscidae
Exons: 4
Coding region: 129-1181 (350 amino acids)
Source: RefSeq, a predicted model, not a curated record
UUAAUUGAAAAACAAAACGUAUGAAUUCUAUUUGUGAGCUUUGCUGUGGAGACAUGACUGUGCCGCUUUUGCCGCGAUUGAAGUGACCAAUUUUAGUCCCACAGGUUCAAACUCUUCCGUGAUUCAGCAUGUCCUGCAUGGAGAACAUUGUUGUUUACAUUCCCAAAGGAACAUGUGUCAAAAACAUCCCCGUGCAGUCCCUGUCCAGCUCCACGGCCAGGAAGAUCCGUGUCGCUCUGUCUCAGCAUGAAUCAGAGAAACAGAUGCCGCAGACAGUGACGUGGAUCUGUCCGGUUGAGCUGCGGGAAAAAGAAGUGGCUGUGGGCAAGGACAGCAGAGAAACACUUCCACAGGGCCAGAGGACGCCGGUCACCAAAAUAACUCCAGGCCAGUUUUUGCUGCCUGUUGUGAGUUCCAGCAUCACUGCCUUUAAGGUCCUAAGAACAAUUUUAAAAACACAUAAGCCCAAAAUACAGUUUUCAGGGCUGGAGACUGAAGCGGCCUCAUUUCCCAGCAUCAGGGAUUCGGUUCAGAGAAAUGCCAUCAUCGUGUUUAACGGCCAGAUCUUCCUGUCAGUGAGAAAGUCACGCUACAGGCGAGUGAGACUGCAAAACUCUCCCUCAACAGCUUCAGGUGUGUGUCCGGUUUCUCCCAGUCAACAACAGCAGAUAAACACUCCACCUAGUUGUCAGGCACAACUGCUCCUGGACCCUUCACCCAGAUCACAGCAGAACAAGACUCAGGAUGGUCAGGCUCCAGCCACAGAUCUUGACAUUAACUUGCACAUUUCACCAAAAUUGCACAAAGUCUCUGAAGAAAUGCCUGAGCAAUGCUGUACGGGCAAAGAGUGUCAAAAGGAAACCUCUGAGUCCAGGUCAGCAAUUAGCCCACCCAAACCUGAGGAUCUGGAGUCCAGUCAGGAGCCCAAUAUCCUCCAGCAGUCCCAGAUCAUCCACGCAUCGGCUAGCGUCUCCGAGCAGCCUGAAGCAGCAGCUGGAGAAAGAGAGGCGCACGAGGAUGACCAUGAGCGUUUAGCAUUGCUCCCCAGAGCUGAGAGCUGUCUUGCUUUUGACUUUGAACAGUUGGCCCAGGAGGAGAGAAUCAACAACCUACGAGCUCGGCUGAGGCAGAAGGAAGCCGCCCUCAGCAUCUUUAACUCAAAGCUGACGGAUCAGAUUUAGAGGAUCAGACUUUUCUUAAGAUGUCUGUUCAAGCGGUGUCGAAAUUCCUCGUACAUAAUUUAAUUUGAGCAGCAGAAGAAAUGUCUCAAACUUUGGUUGAGAAAGUUCAUUAAUAUAUUUAUAUAAAUAUUGUCAUUUAAAUAAAAUAAUAGUGUAAAAAAAUCGCCAGACAUGUUUUUGUGCAAUAAAUAAAUGUGCAGCUAAAAUUAAAAUGUCACUCGGUUCAUUGGUUGAAAUAAAAAAGGUUUUGUGUCAAACUAAGAAUUGGCUAUUAUUGUACCCACACAUCUGACUGGUAACAUAACGUUUUGUCUCUAUUUUAUCUUUAAGUGUGUACUCUGUGAUUGACUGUGAAUGCAUUCCUUUGUUUUAUCAUUUCAGUUGAAGCCCACACACUCGAAAAUCACUUAACCGGCUUCAUGCUGAGAUAUACUUGCGAUAACUUCUUUCUCUGUUGUCGUCACUCUUGAGAUGGAUUUCAAUGUCAUACUGCAGGGAAUCUCUAAACCGGCGUUCUAUAAGAUAAUGAUGACACUUCAAAGUUAUAUAUGCACAUAAUAAAGGAUCUCUAAAGGGACAAUAUCUGUCAGAUAAAUUCAUGCGCCACAUCCCUCUUACAUUACUUAGCUAUAAAUGUUCAGAUAGAAACGUCGAUUUUGAUUUUCUGUUGUUUAUCUGUCAGAUUUCUUUUGUAGUUUCAUGCGUCUUCAGCAAAAGACAAGCUUUGCGAUUAUGUGUCGUCUGUGUGUAGAAGGAAGGGUAGGGUGUGUGCCGUUGGCCCGUCCCCUCCUGGUCCUCCUAUAAGAGCACACCGGAGUAAGAACGUCAGUAGCUCUUUAGAGACCAAAC